This is a messenger RNA of Sphaeroforma arctica JP610, 1884 nucleotides long. RefSeq lists its product as hypothetical. The record is from RefSeq and is a predicted model, not a curated record. Bases 1 to 1884 code for a protein of 627 amino acids. The transcript is spliced from 2 exons. Lineage: Eukaryota; Ichthyosporea; Ichthyophonida.
AUGAACCACACAGGAGAACCCAUCGACAUAUCGGGCGCAGUGCGUCAUAUUGUUUAUGGCGAUCAGAUACUGGAGAAAGGGGGUAAACAAGACGGGUAUGCUAUAGCGGGCUUGGUAGAAACUUACUUGCGGCAGUUGAAGAAGGAAGUCCCGGCUAUAGAGACUACGAUACUUUCCUCGGAUAAUGCGGGAUGCUACCAAUCUAAGGAGCUUCUUCUUUUGUUGCCGCUGUUGAAUUUAGUUCUAAAUAUACAGGUCGUGCGGUACAUUCAUACCAAAACACAGGACGGUAAAGGGCUGAUCGAUGCUCACUUCGCAAGGGGAACAUCCCAUUACAUGAACUUCAUAAGGGCGUCACAACGAAAUCUGAUAAAGAAAAUAGCUACACCGAAAGGCCUCAGCACUGCACUUGCCUGGAACAAUGGUAUCCAGAAUUCGAUUGUGCAACUCGCCAGGAUUGACAGGGACCUAGAAGAAAUUUACCAGGAGAAAGUCAAGAGGUUGGUUACACAGUGUAUGAAGUAUUUUGGACGUGUAAACGAUAUCAUUUAUACAAAUGUAGAGUGUUCGCUAUCCGGUAACGACCGAUAUGAUCUGGCGAAAGUACUUGAUAGUGGGGCCGUGAUAACGUUUAAAGCGUUUACAUAUUCCAACAUAGGUAGUGGGAUGGAAUUCACGGUGAAUUUUGCAACGAACAAAGUAACAGUAGCGCAAGCUGUUUUGCAAGAUAACAAUUCGCGCAACACCACCAUCAACGAUAUGAACGUUAGUGAUACUAAGACUAGCGAGGAGAUACAACUGGACGGAUCCGAUAAGCACGACUCCGAGCAUGUAGAUGAUGAUGUACAAGAUGACGAUGCUCCAGAAGAUGAAGCAGAUUUUGAUAUCGAUACUACUAACAGAGAUGAUCGAGAUACACUAAGCCGUGAUGACGUGCCGAUCGAUCAAAUAGAAGACGAUGUUCAAAGAGAGUUGAAUGAUUACGAAGCGGCAGAUGAAGAAAGUGAGGCUUUUGCACCAGAAGGUUAUAAUCGAUACGGUUCAAUACAAGAUGAUGAGAAGUGCAUCACUGGCACAUGUGUAGUGAAGGCAUCUACUAUUGCCAGUAUUGUUGGCCCACGUUCAAAGAAUCGUAAGAAACGCAAUGCGAAGGUAGCUGCCGAUAUAUGUGUACGUAGAAUAUAUUUAGUUGCGACAAGUGUCCGUCGCGCUAGUUACCUCAUUAACACACACGAAGUCAUAAUACGUGAUGGUUCGUCGGUAUUCCUUGAAUUUAACCUUUCUGAGGAUGUUGUACAAACUAUGAGACUGCCAAGAGGAUGGGCACCUCGUCGACCACACGGCAAACAAUACGGGACAACAUUCAUUGCUAAAUUUGAUCCUGAUAUACGUGCAUACUUCGAACGCGGAGAAGCUGACUCAGCUCGCAAAAUGCAACCGGGAGUCAUGUUAGACCAGCUUCGGCAUCCAGGUUGCUGUUCAUUGACUGGAGAAAAUGAAAUACGUGUAUUGAUCUCAACAUUGAUGCAAGAAAAGAAAGCAGCUGAGACAAGGCGAAAAGCAGAAGAAAAGCGUCAAGCUGGAGAGGUUAGAAGAGUUUCGACUGCUGUAGCUUGUGGUGAAGGUCCAACUAUACAGAGUACAGCAGUACCUACACAAAGAGCACGUAUCGUGAAAUUCCCAGCAGCAUAUAUUCCAUUUAUUGUCGAUACUGUUACAGCAAACAGAGAGGUGAAAUAUGACAUGGUGUAUGAUAGUCUGCAACAAAGGUAUGAAAGAGAUGGUUUGUUCCCGGUCGAUUUCCCAUCGUUCGAUCAGGUCAAGAAGAAAGUGAGCUAUCAGAAGACUAAGUUGAAGAGUCAGGAUAAACAAGCAAUUAUGUGA